ACUCUGUCAGGACAUGGAACAGCAGCAGCAGCAAUCUGCGCCGCCCUCGGCGGUGGUCAACAAGACGGUAUCGAGCGUGGCGAGCCUGGUGAAGCUGCUGCCGAGCGGCACCGUGCUGGCCUUCCAAGCCCUGGCGCCGCCCUUCUCCAACCGCGGCGCGUGCCGGCGCUCUAACAGGUACCUCACCGCGGCGCUGAUCCACCUGUGCGCCGCCGCAUGCGCGCUCCUCUCCCUUACCGACAGCCUCAGGGGCGGUGACGGCAAGCUCUACUACGGGAUCGCCACCUUGGGGGGGCUGCACGUGGUCAACUACGAGGGGGAGGAGGAGGAGCGGGGCAGGGUGUUGAGGGACCUGAGGCGGUACCGGCUGCGGGUGCGGGACGGCGUCCACGCGGUGCUGGGGGUGGUGAUGUUCUUGGCCGUGGCCUUCAGCGACGCCGACGUCGUCGAGUGCUUCUUCCCCGAGGUAGGGGCGGAGGUGAGGCAGCUGCUGGUGAACCUGCCGCUGGGGGCUGGGCUCGUGGCCAGCGUGGUGUUCGUGAUGUUUCCGACGACUCGAAAGGGCGUCGGCUACGCGGACACGGCUCAUCACACGGAGUUGUCGUGAGGACUGAGAACGAGAGAUGAAAGAGAAGAGAACACGAAAAACAAAGAAGAAGAAAAAGGAUUAAACGACGUCGACAGCAGGGUUCGAACCUGCGCGGGCGAAGCCCAACAGAUUUCAAGUCUGUCUCCUUAACCACUCGGACAUAUCGACAUCACAAUUAGCCUCUUUCGUAACAAUAUUUAACUAAUUGUUUUAGCAAAGAAGGUGAAAUAACUUACUUCAACGAUGCGAGGAAAAAUAAAGUAUUAUAA
Molecule: messenger RNA, 858 nt
Organism: Musa acuminata subsp. malaccensis (wild Malaysian banana)
Lineage: Eukaryota; Viridiplantae; Streptophyta; Magnoliopsida; Zingiberales; Musaceae
Product: protein DMP5-like
Biological process (GO): endomembrane system organization
Source: RefSeq, a predicted model, not a curated record